AUGCAUUUGGGCCGAAUACAGCAAGGGAAAGACGAAUCGUUGCGAAGCUAUGUGCGACGUUUCAAUUUAGAGUCAGGACAGAUACCAGACCUACCUGAUGGGGUGGCUUUUGAUAACUUCUUUAGGGGGCUUAAGAAGGGGUCCUUUAAAUUCGAUCUGGUAAAGAAAAGUCGUAAAGACAAGGCAGACAUAAAGAUCAACCGUCCUAAUGGGACGUGGGCCAUUGAAAAGAAGGGAUAUCAGGCAAACACCUCCCAGGGGCAGAAGAGAGGACGACCAAACGACAAAGAGAGGUUUGAGUACAACACCGACUUGUACACAAUACUGUUGGACGUCAGUGACAGAUAUGAGAUUGAUCGUCCGUUCCCCAUGAAGUCGCCGGUAGAAACCCGGGAUAGCUCCCUUUACUGUAAGUUCCAUUGUGAUGUGGGACAUGAAACUAAAGAUUGCAAGAGUUUGCGUAGAGCUCUUGAUGGAUUAGCCGCCAAAGGAUUUCUGAAAUCAUAUCUCAGCUCGAGCACAGGGGGAAGUGGUAAAAAGUUCUACAAGAAAAGUAAGUCGCCGUCAUAUCGACGUGAUGACAAUGACACUGAUCCAGAAAUCGUAGCCGUUAUCUCAGGGGGCCUAUUUGCUGGGGGCCCAACAAUGAGAGGACAAAAGGACUAUGCAAGCCGGUUGGGGCAAGUCAUGUUGUCUAGAAAAGCUCCAAUGGACCACUUCCCUAAAGUGGAGAUUUGUGAAUCUGAUAGGGGCAAGAUAGGCACUCCUCAUGACGACCCCUUGGUUAUUGAGCUGAAGGUAGCAAACCUCAAAGUAAGGCGUAUUUUAGUAGACACAGGGAGUUCGUCAGACAUUAUCAGCACAGCUUGUCUAAAUCGUCUUGAGCAUGAUCCUAAGACAAUUGAAAAGAUACAUUAUCCGAUCAUUGGAUUUGGAGGCGGCAUUUCAUCCCCAAGGGAUAAUCACUCUGCCCCUACGAGUAGGAGGUCGGCAUCAAAGUAA
Molecule: messenger RNA, 1002 nt
Organism: Spinacia oleracea (spinach)
Lineage: Eukaryota; Viridiplantae; Streptophyta; Magnoliopsida; Caryophyllales; Amaranthaceae
Exons: 2
Coding region: 1-1002 (333 amino acids)
Source: RefSeq, a predicted model, not a curated record